Cyprinodon tularosa is the source of this 1906-nucleotide messenger RNA. RefSeq names its product FKBP prolyl isomerase 10a (gene fkbp10a). Bases 95 to 1786 code for a protein of 563 amino acids. The record is from RefSeq and is a predicted model, not a curated record. Gene Ontology annotation, molecular function: peptidyl-prolyl cis-trans isomerase activity; calcium ion binding. NCBI's taxonomy places the organism in Eukaryota, Metazoa, Chordata, Actinopteri, Cyprinodontiformes, Cyprinodontidae. The transcript has 10 exons.
UGCUUCUCUCCUUUUCUCCUCCUCUUCAUGAAUCUCUGUCAGACUCAGAUUAUCUUCUCUCUGCUCCGUUUAUUCUGCACCCGAGUCUUUUAAAAUGGAUUUAAAAACAAGCUUUGGACUUUUGCUUUUUGCUCUCGCAGUGCAGUGCAACCCCAGCCCGCUGGCGGACAUCGUUGUGGAUCGGUACCUCUUACCGCAGAUCUGCCCUAGAGAAGUUCAAGUAGAAGAUUUUAUCCGUUAUCACUUCAACGGGACCUUCUAUGACAGCGGCAAAAAGUUUGACUCCAGCUAUGACCGAGGCAAAGCCUUCGUCAGUCAGGUGGGCCUCGGUAAACUCAUCACAGGGAUGGACCGAGGUCUGCAGGGCAUGUGCGUCAACGAGCGCAGGAGGAUCACAGUCCCUCCUCACCUGGCCUAUGGAAGCGUCGGCACAGGUGGUUUGAUCCCUCCUGACGCCACACUGGUAUAUGAUAUUCUCCUGCUGGACAUAUGGAACGCUGAAGACAAGGUCCAGAUUCGCACGAUCAGCAAACCUGAGAACUGCAGGCGAACCACUGUGGCGUCAGAUUUUAUCCGGUACCACUAUAAUGGCACACUGUUGUCUGGGGAGGCCUUUGAUUCCAGUUACUCAAGAAAUACAACUUAUGACACAUACUUGGGGCAGGGUGACCUCAUCAAAGGGAUGGACGACGGUCUUCUUGGCAUGUGUAUUGGGGAGAGGCGGCUCAUUAUUGUUCCACCAUUUUUAGCUUAUGGAGAGACCGGCCAUGGAGCCAAGAUCCCCCCCCAGGCAACACUCGUAUUCGAAGUUCUGUUAGUUGAUGUAUUUAAUCCUAAAGAUGAUGUGACUUCAAAGGUAAUAGAGAAGCCUAAAAACUGCACACGCAGGACAGUUACUGGGGACUAUAUCCGCUACCACUACAAUGGCACCUUCCAGGACGGCACGUUCUUUGACUCGAGCUACCAGCGAAACAGCACCUACAACACAUACAUCGGAAUGGGAUAUGUGAUCCACGGCAUGGACAAAGCUCUGCAGGGUCUGUGCAUUGGUGAGAAAAGGAGAAUCACAAUUCCUCCUCACAUGGCAUAUGGCGAAAAAGGAGCUGAAAACUUCAUUCCUGGCUCUGCUGUGCUGAUCUUUGACGUCCACGUGAUUGACUUUCACAACCCCAAAGAUUCAGUGGAGAUCAGAGUCACCCAUAAGCCUGAGGAAUGUAAUAUGACCAGCGAAACCAAUGACUUGAUUCAUUAUCGCUACAACUGCUCCCUAAUGGAUGGCACACUUCUAUACUCCUCGGACCAGUAUGACUCACCUUCAGUCACAACUCUGGGAGCUGGGAAAGUGAUCAUGGGUCUGGAGGAAGGAUUAAAGGGCAUGUGUGUGGGUGAGAGGAGAGAAGUGGUGAUCCCUCCACACUGGGGUCAUGGUGAAGAUGGAGCUGUUGGAGUUCCUGGAAGUGCAGUCCUGCUUUUCGAACUGGAGCUAGUGCAGCUGCAGAAAGGUGUACCAGAAGGCUUCAUGUUUGUCUGGCUUGGCGACACGCCUGAUCCCCUGUUCAACGCUCUGGACCUCAAUGGAGACAAAGAGGUCCCUCUAGAGGAGUUUUCGGAGUUCAUCAAACUGCAAGUCAAAGAGGGCAAAGGUCGACUUCGGCCGGGCGUCGACAUCGACACUGUUAUAAAAGACAUGUUUUAUAACCAGGACCAGAAUAAGGAUGGGAAAAUUGUAGAAGAUGAGCUGAAAAUUAAGGAUGAGUCUGAAAAACUGAGACGAGAUGAGCUAUGAACAGCAGAGGAGACACAAACUGUGAUGAUGAUGUGCUCUCAAAACUAUUGAGCAAGAACCUUCCCAAAAAUUAAAAAGGACAUUUUGCUGCUCAUAUUGAAAUAAUCUUUUUUUUUUUUC